GCGUUGAGAUAACCAUAAUAGGAGCAGGCUUGUUUACGCUAGGCGGAUUUCGAUGUAAACCGAGCUAUUCGUCGAGCAGGGGAUUCCAAGCAGUGUUCCUGUCGUUGUGGCGUUGAAAAUCGAAAACGCGGAAACGUUCGUAGUAAGCAGUAAUGAACCGGAAAGCGAGUAUUCUGGGCCGGGUUCAGCCCAGCUAGAUAUGACUCCGUCUUGUCGAAUCAGGAUGUGGGAAGUGUGAGCCAAGCCCACUACGGACGACUUCGAUCAUCUUGAUAUACCUUUUCUUUUUUUCUUUACGAUCGCUGUCAUUUAGUACAAUUAGCGUCAGCCGAACUGGUUCUCAUCAGGUAUAGUCCGAGUUUCCCCGUACAGCGCUACGUCGAGCGUCAGAAUUGUGGGUUAGCGUACGAAGCGAAGGCACGUACUCGACUGGACGGAUGAUACCUGCGUGGUUGUGAAACUUCUUCACUCCUACGGCAUGACUUCGGUGUGGAAAAGGCUCCAGAGGGUGAACAAGCAUGCGGCAAAGUUUCAGCUGGUCGCCUCCUACCGCGAACUCACCAUCGCCGGCAGCAAAAAGUGGCAACCCCACAAGGUGUCCGUCAUAUGGACGAGGCGGGGACGACGUGUUGCUUCCCAGCCCCGCUCUUGGGAGCCAACCAUCCGGGACCCCUACCGUGGCCGGGUGGUGUGGCCCGUGCCGGAAAACGUGGAGGUGACGGUGACUCUCUUCCGGGACGCCCGCAGCACCACCUUUGAGGACAAGGACUGGAGUUUCGUUGUGGAAGACAUCUCUCCGCUGGGCAAGCGCCGGCACGUGGCAGUUGGCAUUGUGAACGUGUCUGAGUUUGCCCGGGCGGAGGAGCCGAGCCAGAUGGAGCUGGUGGUCAAGAUGAAGCCCCUGUCGCCCAAGUGCCUCGAGGCCCAUCUGGCACUCACCUUGUCCUGCAGCCUCAUCAGGGAAGGGAAGGCCACGGACGAAGACAUGCAGAGCAUAGCGAGCCUGCUGAGCGCGGCUCCAUUGGCUGCGCCCGACGUGGGCAACCUGGACGACUUCGAAGAGGACGCCGAGACAUCGUUGCAGUUGGCCCGGCUGGCGGCACACUGCUCGGAGCUGCUCCAGGAGGAGGAGGAGGCGGAGCCGGGGGCGGAGGAGGAGGAGAGGAAGAAGGCGACGAAGCGGCAGAGGUCACCCCCCAUCGCAGUGGAGGAGGAGGAGGAGGAGAUGCCGCCCGAACCGCCCGAAGACCCCGAGAGCAAGUCCCGGCGGACCGCUGACGCGGAGCAGGAGCCCACGGAAGACCUGCUCACCUGGUGCCAGAGGGUGACUGCUGGCUACGGGGGCCUGAAGGUGACCAACCUGACGACCUCUUGGCGGAACGGCAUGGCUUUCUGCGCCCUGCUGCACAGCUUCCACCCCCAGCUUGUGGACAUGGACUCGCUGUCCCCGCAUGACAUUGCAGGAAACUGCAAGAAGGCGUUUGACGCCGCGUCCCAGCUGGGGGUGCCGCGGCUGCUGGACCCCGCGGACAUGGUGCUGCUGACAGUGCCGGACAAACUAGUGGUGGCUACUUACUUGCACCAGCUGCGCAGCCAUCUGACGGGCAGGCACGCCAUGCAAUGCCCUGCUCCGCCACCCGUGGCGCCACCCGCGGCUCCCACGCUGGCCGAGACGGGUCCAAACGACAGGCCGGAGAGCCCCGUCUUGGAGCGCCCAGCGUCCCCGGCGAAACCGGCCGAAACUCUCGUCAGACCAAAGAGGGCAGACGAACCACCUCUGACCGUUCCAGCAGCGCCCCUGAUGACACGCCAGCAACUCAUGAACCCGUUCGACUCGGACGAAGAGGACUCGUCCAACACCAAGUCACGCGGGGAGGCAGUUUCAGAGGCCCGGCCUCGCAGCGAGAGCCGAGACGAGCCUCCGAAGAGGUCGCUUCGGGCCACGCAGUCGGAAGGUCCCGUCACCAGGGUCAUCGACCUCUCCCCCACCCGCGAGGGCGGGCUACCCCGGGAGGCAAACUCUCUGCCCGACGGAUUCCCAAGUGCCCUUGUAGACCCCAAAAAGCGCCCUGUGAGUCGGCUGGCGGAGCUGCAAGAGCGUGCCCGCAAGCUUCUGGAAGAGGCGCGUAAGCCUGCCGCGGCCUACGACCCCACGAGUCCGGGCAGCCGGGGCGCAAAGGAGAGCCCGCCCAAGGAGACGGAGGAGGAGCGCCGCCACCAGGAGCAACUGAGGGAGCGUGCCAGGCGCAUGAUCGCCCAGGCGCGGCAGGGGGCGGCUGCGGGACACAGGGUCAGCUCCCACGACUCGCUGAACAACAACAACAACGAGAACAACGCAGGCUGCCGGCGCCUGGCCGCGGACGGCGGGCUGAGGCCUUCCGCAGGUGAGCUGCGCCAUUUCAGGUUCCACCAGUUCCAGAGGCGUCCGGUGGGUGAGGAGGACGGUGACAUCCAGCCAAGCAGGACAAAUGAGGGAGAGGCACGGCGCCGCCAGACGUACGUGGAGCUCGAGCUGGAGGCCUUGGAGCGGGAGCGGCAGAGGGUGGACGCCCAGGCGGAGAGGUUCGAGCCCUACCUACGGCGUGUCAUGAAGAGCGGGAACCAGGCCGAGGAAGACCGGUGCAUGCAACGCUGGUUUGCCCUGGUGAACGAGAAGAACGCCCUCAUCCGACGACAGAUGCAACUCAACCUGCUGGAGAAGGAGCAGGACCUGGAGCGCCGCUGCGAGAUGCUGAACCGGGAGCUACGCGACGCCCUCCAGCUCCAAGACUGGCAGAAGACGGACGCCCAGCGUGAUCGAGAGGCCCUGCUACUCGACGAGUUGGUGGCGCUGGUGGACAAGCGGGACGAGCUCGUCCAGCACCUUGACUCGCAGGAGAAAGCGAUCGAAGAGGACGAGAUGAUGGCUCUGGCCACUCGGCGGCAGCGGCUGCAGCCGGCGCAAGAGCGACCCAACUGCCGGCUCCAGUGAGCCAAUAAAAAGCGCAGCCUGAUU
This is a messenger RNA of Ixodes scapularis (black-legged tick), 2995 nucleotides long. RefSeq names its product EH domain-binding protein 1 (gene Ehbp1). The record is from RefSeq and is a predicted model, not a curated record. The transcript has 17 exons. Gene Ontology annotation, molecular function: protein binding. Lineage: Eukaryota; Metazoa; Arthropoda; Arachnida; Ixodida; Ixodidae. The coding region runs from base 479 to 2971 and encodes 830 amino acids.